GCUCCCCAGCAGAGGACCCGUAACCAGAACUGAAAUCCGCCCUCACCGCUUGCUGCCAAAACAGUGGAGGCUGAACUGACCUCUCCCCUUUGAGAGAGAAGAACUGUCUGGGAGCUUGACAAAGGCAUGCAGGAGAGUCCAGGAGCAGCCAGAGCCAGGAGGGAGAGCCCUCCCCAAGCAAACAAUCCAGAGCGGCUGUGCAAACACCGGGACAUAAAUGAGGCCUCCUGGACCAUGAAGUGUGUCCUGAGCUGCAUCCCGGAGCCCACGGUAGUCAUGGCGGCCAGAGCACUCUGCCUGCUGGGGCUGGUCCUGGCCUUGGUGUCCUCCAGCUCUGCUGAGUACGUGGGCCUGUCUGCAAACCAGUGUGCCGUGCCGGCCAAGGACAGGGUGGACUGCGGCUACCCCGAGGUCACCCCCGAGCAGUGCAACAACCGGGGCUGCUGCUUUGACUCCAGCAUCGUUGGAGUGCCUUGGUGCUUCAAACCCCUGCAGGAACAAGGAGGCUCAGCUGCCCCACGUCGUGGGUGGGGCGAUCGGCUAUUAGCCAUCUGCCGUGUCCAAGUGCCAGCUCAGCCCCCACGAAGGCCGCACCUGUGUGAGAAUGCUCGUUCUGAGGCACCUCCAGCUGCCCCCGGCCAGGGGAUGCGAAGCUCCGAGCACCCUUGCCCGGCCGUGAUUGCUGCCGGGCGCUGUUCAUCCCAGCUUUUCUGUCCAUUUGCUCCCGGCAAGCGCUUCUGCUGA
Mandrillus leucophaeus (drill) is the source of this 744-nucleotide messenger RNA. It is a transcript of the gene TFF3, whose product is annotated as trefoil factor 3 (intestinal). The transcript is spliced from 4 exons. The coding region runs from base 127 to 744 and encodes 205 amino acids. Gene Ontology annotation, biological process: maintenance of gastrointestinal epithelium. The record is from RefSeq and is a predicted model, not a curated record. NCBI's taxonomy places the organism in Eukaryota, Metazoa, Chordata, Mammalia, Primates, Cercopithecidae.